AUGGUCUGGGACUACGGAGGAAACUUUUUGGACAAUAUACACUAUAAGCAUCACCAAAAAUAUGCCAAUAAUGGACAUACGCCCAAGACGGGAAUCCCCCGGGGCCCCCUGAGGCAUCUUGAUUCUUGGAUCCAAGUUCGAAUCUUGCACCACCCAUCACUCGGCCGACAAUGUUCAGACACCUUCAAAAGCGACAGAAGUUAUCGAAAACUCACCCAGGGACCCAAGCGAGGUGUGAGAGUUCCUGAAAGCCUCCUGAAAGUACUGGAAAAUCCAAUUGUCUACCCCGGGGAUGGCGAUGAGACAGACCACGAGGAUUUGGAAUCUGCUGAGCCCCGCGAUACCGAAGGAUCAACAUCAGAAAAUCCUUCCAAACAUCAGAUCCGAGCUCGAACAAAUGCAUUCCCCAUAUGUUUGGUUUGCCCCGGCAAAGUCCUCAAGACUGAAACGUUGCUGGAGGAGCACUUGAGGGGUCAGGCUCACACGCGAAGAUUAGCUCGUUAUGAAGACUUCAUCCAUAAUCCACCGCCUCACACUUCGCUGUCGCCCGACGCGACAGAUGUGAUUGAAUUACUUGACGCUCUCAUAGGUCCACCGCCAGUCGUCCCAGCAGGUUCUACGCAGCUUAAGAAGAAGCAAAAACGAAGGAAGCGAAGGUCGGCAAAACAUACUCAAUCUGAGAAAACCUCGAAGACUGCUGGCGAAGGAAAUCCCAGCUCCGAAUCCAAGAAAUCCCCACGGAAAAGGAACAAGGCAAAGACACGCGAGAGGGUCCGUAAAGGCAAACGGGAGCGACAAGAAAAGCUUGCGAAGAGUAACGAGGCGGAAACUCCAUGA
Molecule: messenger RNA, 837 nt
Organism: Puccinia triticina
Lineage: Eukaryota; Fungi; Basidiomycota; Pucciniomycetes; Pucciniales; Pucciniaceae
Exons: 4
Coding region: 1-837 (278 amino acids)
Source: RefSeq, a predicted model, not a curated record